AUGGAGCUUCCUCAGAAUCUAGAGGAUGCCACAGAAAAAGGAGCAACGGAUCUCGCGGUCAAGUCACUACAGGACGUCCAAGAUUCAGAUCUGGACCCUAGGGUCACCGUUACAAGGCUAGACACUGAAGAACUCGAUGAAAAUCUCGCGAAUCGUAUAUGCCGCGUCGCACACUGUCGUGGUUCAAGUGAAAAGGAUAGAGAACAGAACAGUUCUACGACUACGGUCGUACCUGAACCUAUCUACGUCGAAUUUGAACCAGGAGACAAAAGAGAUCCGCAAAAUUUUUCGCUCACGACGAAAUGGACGAUAACAGCCUUGGCUUGUUAUUUCACUCUCCUUUCUGCGGCUAACGCGGGAUCAUACAACAUGGGCUUUUCAACGAUGAUACGAGAUCUCAACUGUACCGAAUAUCAAGCAACGAUUGGGCUCAGUCUUUACGCGCUUGGCUUUGGCCUCGUACCACUCGUAACCGCUUCGUUCAGCGAAGAGUUUGGACGGCGACCGCUUUAUGUUUUUUCCGGGUUAGGCUUCAUGAUGAUGUAUGUCAUGAUUGCAAAGGCGCGUAACAUAGAAACUGUCUUAGUGGCGAGAUUUCUCCAAGGCGGGUUUGGAUCGACUGGGUCUACGAUGGUGGGAGGUACAGUGGCUGAUAUAUGGCGACCGGAUGAACGUGGGUUGCCUAUGGCCCUCUUCGCAUUAACCGCCAUAGGAGGCACUGGUCUUGGCCCGCUUUAUGGCGGUUGGAUAGAGAUGAACCAAAAGUUGGGGUGGAGAUGGAUACAAUGGAUUCAAAUGAUGAAUACAGGACUGAUGUUCGUACUCAUUCCGAUAGUCAUGAAAGAGACCCGGUCCUCUAUCAUUCUUACGCGGUUGGCAAAGCGUAUACGGAAGGAGACUGGGAAUCUACGUUUUCGAGCUCGAGUUGAAGAUGAACGUGCAAAUUUGAGAACUCUUAUAUAUAUCUCCUGUACCCGUCCUGUUCACUUGAUGUUCACGGAGCCAGUUGUGGCAAGCUUCAGCUUGUGGAUAGGUUUUGCGUGGGGAAUUCUUUAUUGCAUGCUUGAAUCCAUCGCAGCUCUCUUCAGAGAUUUACAUGGUUUCAACAUCGGUCAAAUAGGGACGGUCUUUGUGGCAAUGAUAAUUGGUUCCUCAGUUGGCUUUGCCACCAACUUUGUUCAGGAGCGAAUGUAUCAGAAAGGAUACCCCCAUCGAGGACCUGAAGCACGUCUAUAUUUCGCUUGUGUUGCAGCUAUACUGUUCCCAGCUGGAAUGUUUAUAUACGCUUGGACCCCUCUUCCGCAUGUUUCUUGGGUCGGGCUUGCUAUGGGUGUGUUGAUUUUCAUAUGGGCUUGCUACGUCAUCUAUCUUGCUGUGUUUUCAUAUCUCGCUGAUUGCUAUGGUCCGUUCGCCUCUUCGGCGCUGGCUGGCCAGAGUUUAUGUCGAAAUCUGGCUGGCUUCGCAUUCCCUUUAUUCACAACGCGCAUGUUCCAAACGCUAUCAUUCAAGUGGGCAAGCACCUUGUUUGCAUGCAUUGCUACGGUCAUGAUUCCGAUACCUUUCAUGCUUUUCUUCUAUGGACCUGCAAUACGGAAACGGAGCAGGUUUUCGAGAAUGGUGAUGGAGAGUAAGAAGCUUUAG
This is a messenger RNA of Marasmius oreades (fairy-ring Marasmius), 1641 nucleotides long. RefSeq lists its product as uncharacterized. NCBI's taxonomy places the organism in Eukaryota, Fungi, Basidiomycota, Agaricomycetes, Agaricales, Marasmiaceae. Gene Ontology annotation, molecular function: transmembrane transporter activity. The transcript is spliced from 15 exons. The record is from RefSeq and is a predicted model, not a curated record. Gene Ontology annotation, biological process: transmembrane transport. The coding region runs from base 1 to 1641 and encodes 546 amino acids.